Molecule: messenger RNA, 797 nt
Organism: Tarenaya hassleriana
Lineage: Eukaryota; Viridiplantae; Streptophyta; Magnoliopsida; Brassicales; Cleomaceae
Product: L-ascorbate oxidase homolog
Exons: 4
Coding region: 1-642 (213 amino acids)
Molecular function (GO): copper ion binding; oxidoreductase activity
Source: RefSeq, a predicted model, not a curated record
AUGCUCGAGGCCCCUGGGCUCCACUCUCCGGUCAUAUACGUAACGUUCGUCCAAACUCUUCUGAUAUCGAAUUCAGCGCCUUACAUCAAUGGAAAACAGAAGUAUGCAGUGAACGGUGUAUCCUUUGUGGCUCCUGACACGCCAUUGAAGCUCGCUGAUUACUUCAAAAUCUCUGGAGUUUUCAACCUCGGAAGCAUCCCAACAAGUCCCUCUGGAGGAAAUAAUGCAGGCUCUCUCCAGACAUCAGUCAUGGCCGCAAACUUCAGGGAGUUCAUCGAGAUCGUGUUCCAGAACUGGGAGAACACUGUCCAGUCUUGGCACAUCGACGGUUACUCUUUCUUCGUCGUCGGGAUGGACGGAGGCCAAUGGACCACAGGAAGCCGAGCGAAGUACAAUCUCCAUGACGCUGUUGCUCGGUCCACCGUCCAGGUGUAUCCGAGGGCAUGGACAGCGAUAUACAUGGCGUUGGACAACGUGGGUAUGUGGAACAUAAGGUCGGAGAAUUGGGGAAGACAGUAUUUGGGACAACAGUUCUAUCUCAGGGUUUGGACUUCGUCCACUUCUUACCGGGACGAGUAUCCCAUCCCUAAGAACGCUCUUCUCUGCGGCCGAGCCAGUGGCCGACACACCCGCCCCUUCUAACCCUUCACGCCACGUGUCAUUUUUACAUGAUAUUCCAUUGUUAGUCGUUACCGUUGAUGAGGAAGAUGACAACAUUUUCUGUAAUCUGAGAGAGCUCCUCUCGAGCUUUGUUUCAGUUUGUAAUUUUAUGAAAUGAAAUUUCUUGGCUUCUUUAA